GGGAGGGAAGGACAGAAAAAAAAAGUCAUCGCCUUGUACCAUCAACCCGCCUUUAGCUGCCAAUUGCCUCAACCACGAAUCUUGAGCACGGUCUACUUAAUCCAGAUGCUGUUGGACUCUUUUGCGAUUCCUUUGACACUCUUUUGAUACUCUUCAGACCACUACAGGAGCCAUGCAGCUCCGUACGGGAGCAGCGGUGCUGCGCAGCACUUCGAUAACGUCACGAUCUAUCCUCUCCUCCUCUUCCUCCCGAUGUUCGCAAUGCCGACGAAUCACUCCCCUCGAUGCGCGGAUACCUCUUACCACUGCCCUCUACCACUCAUCCUCGAGACGGUCUUCAGCAUGGGGCGCCGCUGUGUCUGUUGCGUCCAACAUGGCUGCGAAUGCCGUCAACCGCGUGAUCCCCAAGGGUGACAUGCACAUCGACCCUCUGCGGACAGUGGCCAAGGAGAUGAAGUUCUUGACGGGCAACAUCCGGAAGCUCCUUGGUUCUGGCCACCCGUCUCUGGAUCGCGCCGCCAAAUACUACACACAGGCAGAGGGCAAGCACAUGCGUCCUCUCAUCGUUUUGCUCAUGUCGAGAGCCACCGCUCUAUGCCCCAAGGGUCCCCGGCUCCAAUCUGGUCAAGCCAUUGGUAGCGUUGAUACGGCGAUAUCUCCCCCGAACAUCCUCGUCGACGUCAAUCCGAGCUCGCCCUUGACAAGCGCCGCCCCCGAACCUGUCGAGACCGAAUCUGACAUCCUCCCGUCCCAACGCCGUCUGGCCGAGAUCACCGAGCUAAUCCACACGGCAUCCUUGCUCCACGACGAUGUCAUUGACCACUCCGUCGCGCGACGCGGAUCCCCUUCGGCGAACCUCGAGUUCGGCAACAAGAUGGCUGUCUUGGCCGGCGACUUCCUGCUAGGCCGCGCAUCUGUCGCCCUGGCCCGUCUGAGGAACGCCGAGGUCGUUGAGCUUCUCGCCACGGUCAUUGCCAACCUGGUCGAGGGCGAGUUCAUGCAGCUCAAGAAUACUGAGCGGGAUGAGCGUAAGCCAGUGUGGUCGGAAGAGGCGCUCACCUACUACUUGCAAAAGACCUACUUGAAGACGGCUAGCUUGAUCUCAAAGUCAUGCCGUGCCUCGGCAAUUCUCGGCGGGUCAGACGCUGCUUCAGUCGAGGCAGCAUACGCCUAUGGUAAGAACCUAGGACUCGCAUUCCAGCUGGUCGACGACAUGCUCGACUACACGCGUAGCGAGAAGGAACUGGGCAAGCCGGCCGGCGCCGACCUUGAGCUUGGUCUCGCGACGGCCCCUCUACUAUUUGCAUGGAAGACAAAUCCGGAAUUGGGUGCUUUGGUAGGCAGAAAGUUCGAGCAGGAGGGUGACGUCGCCAGGGCACGCGAGCUGGUUCUCCAGAGCGACGGUAUUGAGCAGACGAGGGCACUGGCCCAGGAUUAUUCCGAGCGGGCCAUUGCAGCCAUCAGCGAUUUCCCCGAGAGUGAGGCCAAGGAUGGUCUCAUCGAAAUGGCCAUGAAGGCAUUGAAGAGGACAAAAUAAGCGUCUGGCGGCGCUGGCCGAUCAGAAACCUGUACAAAAAAAAACCAAAAAUCCGGAGUGCACGCAUUGUGGUAACGUGCGCUCAACACCACUGUACAACAGACCUUUGGGGCUCUUGACAGAGUACAUGUAACGAUAUUAUACAUCUAGACGGCGCGGCGUGAGGCCAAGGGGGGAAUAUCAUCGGGUUAGAGAUGGCACAGGACUUGAGUGCAAUACCACAGACAACUUCCCUUUUUUUUCGAUUACGCAAACGGGAUUCGGCAUAUGUGCGCAAGGGAUGAUUUGCUGAAGGGAAAGAUGAUGAUCCUGUGCAGGACAGCCUGCUGAAUGGAACGCCAACGACCCUCACCUGAUUGGGGAAGAUGGGAAACUUUUACUCGAUCAGAAUUCGGUGAGGUCUAGACAGCAGGGUUCAGAGAAGAGAAACCGGCGAGCUCCGUGGAGAAGCGGUUUCCAUUACGUUGCUGGAUCGCUUCUAGAUGCUCCCUUCUAGACGCAGCGUGGUAGAAGACGGCACUGUGAUGAGACGCAUGCAUGGGUCGGUCAGGGACCUGCAAAGCUUACACGAUAAUAGUCAAGGCCCGAUCCGAUGCUCGCUGGACUCUGGCGCAGCCUGCUUGUUCUGAGAAGGCGACAACCUAGCGAUUCGUCUAGACUACCGUCCGAAGAACGAGAUUCAAAAAUCACAAACACGUCAAGCGCGGUUCAAACAAACCAUGUGUAGCUGCAAUAGCCGCUGGACGUUCCGGAAACGAAGCAUGGCUGUAGGGAUGGUUUCCCGGAGGUUGGUAAACGGAUGAAUGGUGUGAUCGGAAGAAAGGGAGCCGGCUGUCGGAGCCGGGAUCGCUCAUCCCAACAAAUGAGACAUUCCUCGGUUGGAGAUGACUCGGUCAUCCAAGAACUCCACGGGGG
Molecule: messenger RNA, 2452 nt
Organism: Colletotrichum scovillei
Lineage: Eukaryota; Fungi; Ascomycota; Sordariomycetes; Glomerellales; Glomerellaceae
Product: hexaprenyl pyrophosphate synthase
Exons: 2
Coding region: 173-1537 (454 amino acids)
Biological process (GO): ubiquinone biosynthetic process; isoprenoid biosynthetic process
Cellular component (GO): transferase complex
Molecular function (GO): prenyltransferase activity
Source: RefSeq, a predicted model, not a curated record